Paralichthys olivaceus (Japanese flounder) is the source of this 1890-nucleotide messenger RNA. RefSeq names its product ubiquitin-conjugating enzyme E2Na (gene ube2na). Lineage: Eukaryota; Metazoa; Chordata; Actinopteri; Pleuronectiformes; Paralichthyidae. The record is from RefSeq and is a predicted model, not a curated record.
UGUUGUCUGUACACAGAUGCAGUAGUAUACGCAGUAGUACUUGUAGUGUGUGUUUGACACUGACAGUGAUCUGCUGCUCUGCUCCUCAUCCUCUGUCAGGACACACAGGACCCGGAAGACUUGUGUUCGCUGUCAAUGCCAACAGCGGAGAGGAGACACCGAGAGCUGAAAGUCCGCAUUUAAGACGAGAUGGCAAGUCUGUCGCGCAGGAUCAUCAAGGAAACUCAGCGUUUGCUUGUAGAGCCUGUCCAAGGCAUCAGGGCAGAGCCAGAUGAGAGCAACUCCCGCUACUUCCAUGUGGUCAUUGCUGGACCUCAGGAUUCACCAUUUGAGGGUGGCUUGUUUAAACUUGAACUCUUUUUACCAGAGGAAUAUCCCAUGGCAGCUCCUAAAGUACGCUUCAUGACCAAAAUAUAUCAUCCCAAUGUCGACAAGCUGGGAAGAAUAUGCCUUGACAUUUUGAAAGAUAAAUGGUCACCAGCUCUGCAGAUUCGCACAGUGCUGCUAUCGAUCCAGGCGUUACUAAGCGCUCCAAACCCUGAUGAUCCUCUUGCAAAUGAUGUUGCAGAGAGGUGGAAGUCCAACGAAGCUGAAGCCAUAGGAACAGCCAGGGAAUGGACCAUGCUUUAUGCUGGACACAAGAAUAAAGUGUAGAGCAGCCUGACAAGUGGAGACACAAGUGGAAGACAAGUGUGAACCCAACUCCUCAUGUUCUGCCAGGACCUCUUCCUACUUCAUUUGCAUUUAAAGGACACAGUCUCACAUGAAUAAAUAUCGAAAUAAAUAUCUCUAAAAUAAAUACACACAUAUACACGUCUAUUAUAGAAUAAUCAUCAAUAACGUAAAGGAAAAAAACUGCAGACAACUGGUGAUUUGAAUGCACACUAGAGAUGAAAUGGCUUGUCUUUGUCCUAACCCACUACUGUUGAAAUGCGUGGGCAGAGGUUUUAAAUCUUCUCACCUGGUUUUCUUCACCCAUUCAUUUUUUGGGGGGAGGAUUUUACCAACUGUGCUCAAACAUGCACGUUUAGGGGGAGAGGGUAUUCUGUGUCUGGGAUGGGAUGGGUGAAGAGGAGAGACUGGAUAGAUUUGGUUAAUGUGGUAUACAUUUUAUGUUUGUCUACUUUUUUUUUCCUUUUAAGGAUCUUUGUUUUGUUGUGCUGCUGUUUGUUUAUUAAAAGCAGCUAACCGCUACUAACCUACUGUAGACACUCAGACCAGAGUUUCGUCCUGUGAAGGUGAUGCAGCAGGACGCAUAAGUAAUUAUAAUCAUGCUUCUUCUUUAAGUCACAGCUUGCUUUAUUAAGUUAAAAAUAAAAUGACUAAAAAAUAUAUAUAUAUAUACUCAGCCUGCCACAUUAACCUUCAAACACUCUGUAGACCUGGAUGUAAUCUUGGGGAAGGUGAGAUUGAAUGUGGAGGGUGUGAAGGACAUUGAGGACUUUUAGUUUUAGCUCAUAGUGUAUGUUUUACUACCAUAUCCAGCCUUUUAUUUGUGAAUCUUUCUUAUGCCAUACUAACUCCUCAGCUUGUUUCCCCUGUGUGUCACCUCAGUCUAAUUCUACAAGACUGUGGUCUAUUUUUUCCAUUGGCAUUUAUUUCAUAAGGCAGGGAUUACACGUGAGCUGUUGUUUGUUGAUAAUUUCAGUGGGUGUUGCGGGGCUGACCUGUGUGGGACAUAGUGCUGAGUAGUUGCGGGAUCAAACUCCAAAUGAUCGGGGAAGGCAGUUGUGACUCGUGAUGGUCGUAGUUGGUCUUAGGCUGAAAAGUCUGUAUUCAUUUCACUGUCUGUAAAUUCUUUCUCUCUAUUCAUCUGGGGGGGGGGGUCAACUGAACAGUUCAACUGCAUACUUUUAUGUUCUGUAAAUAAAAUCUAUUGAUUAAUAAACA